Molecule: messenger RNA, 3015 nt
Organism: Cryptococcus wingfieldii CBS 7118
Lineage: Eukaryota; Fungi; Basidiomycota; Tremellomycetes; Tremellales; Cryptococcaceae
Product: 3-methyl-2-oxobutanoate hydroxymethyltransferase
Exons: 5
Coding region: 1-3015 (1004 amino acids)
Biological process (GO): translation; pantothenate biosynthetic process
Cellular component (GO): mitochondrion
Molecular function (GO): magnesium ion binding; 3-methyl-2-oxobutanoate hydroxymethyltransferase activity; methyltransferase activity
Source: RefSeq, a predicted model, not a curated record
AUGGUCCCCCGAGUGCACCGACUGCUACGACAGAACUCGCUCCUCUCUAUCCGGCCCAGAACGACAUCCAUCUCCCCAUCUACAUCCCUCCUCCGCCGGUCAGUGGCCACCGAAAAUCAGAUCCACCAGCCAGUCCACCCAGAGCUCGACGAUAGCUUCAAGGACCUCAUCGAAAAUGGCAUGGCCAUGGGCAUGGGUUUGAAGGGGAAGGACAGGGUUUCAUUACCGCGGAGAAUACUGGAGGAGCUGGAAUAUGCGGAUGUUCGAGAUUCAAACAGCGGCAUGGAGCUUGAGGGGUCCUUGAUUGAACCUUCAACAGCUGGGGAUGGGCUUGUGAUAGAUGAGCCACCAACAGACGCCAGGGCUAAAGCUGGGGAGGAGUAUGAUGCGUAUGGGAGGGAGGAACGGAGAAGUCCAGCAGCUGUUCUGGGCAGCAAGAGACUAGGUAUGGUCGUGCUUCCAGAGGAAAUGCGCGAUGGUAUCCAGAGGCAAAUCAGCAUGCUGGACAACCCACGGGACCUACGGAAAUCAUACCUCUCAUUACCAGACAUGCCCCUCCCCGCCAACGCCCCCAAACCAAACCCCCGCGAAAAGACCUUCCGAACCCCCGAAGGCGAGCUCGCCAAAGCCUCUGCAAUUCUUCCCGGAGAGUACAGUGCAGUCAAGAAUGUUUUGGAGGAGAUGGAGAGGCGGCUGGGCUCGGCGUGGACAAAGGGCGUGAAAGAAGGAGAGAUUGUCGAGUUUUCUCCGGGGCUUGGGUCUGGGUUGUGGGCAUCUCUGGAUACUUUUGGCGGACUUCAUUCGACUCGCCGGCUGUCAGAACAUGGCCAGCCGCCUUUAAAGUAUCAAUUCGUACACCCGUCUCGGCACGGUCUUGAUCUGCUUCAGAAAAUCACCGAAGCGAUCCCCAAAGAGAGCGCCAACAUCCAAUACAACCGCAAACACUCCCCCACCUCCACCCCCUCCCUCAUCCUAUCCACAUUCCACCUCGCCUCCUUCCCCACCCCCCAAACCCAGCAACUCUACCUCCGCCAACUCCUCUCUUUCGACUCUCCUUACAUCAUCAUCAUCGACCGCGCAACCCCCCAAGGGUGGGCUGCUAUCUCCAAAGCCCGGUCUUACGUUCUGCAACAGUCCACACCGGAAAAUCCUUUGCAUAUCGCUGCGCCUUGUCCGCAUGAUUCGAAAUGUCCUCUUCUCGAUACGAGAGAAGUUUGUGGAUAUACUCAACGCCUGCAACGACCGUCUUUCUUGCGAAAGACGAAACACUCUACUCGCGGGGAAGAAGUGAAGGGGUACUGCUACCUCGUCGUCGCUAAAGGUGAACGACCCGUGGCCGGGCAAGUUUCCGAAAGUAUCAAAGCUCUUGGCCGAACGGGCAAAGUCGGGAGAGAAGCCGCUGAGAAAGCACUCGCAAAGUCACAAGGAAGGGCGGUGCUGAGAGAGGUUGAAGGGCACGAAGCUAUUCUCGAGGUGGUCCCAGAGUACGAAGCGGCGCCAGAGCAGAAUGCCGCGGCUGAGGUGGACGAGGCAGAGUUGGAGACGAGUCUGAGGAAGGAAGCGUAUAGCUGGCCGAGAUUGGUGGCUUCGCCCAUGAAGAGGAAGGGGCAUGUCACGAUGGAUGCUUGUACUGCUGAAGGCAAUAUUCAAAGAAUCACAUUCUCCAAAUCCCUCUCGAAACAAAGCUACCACGAUGCCCGUAAAGCCUCCUGGGGCGACCUUUUCCCUCACUCCCCCAAAGCCAAGCCUGUCAUACGCGACCGGGGCAUCAGGCGCUUGAACCAACCCGAGAACUUUGAGGAUAGCGAUGCUCUCAUCGCGGAGCUCCUGGAAGCCAAUGCUGAAGAGGAGAUGGACGAGAGGAGCAGCUUGGAAGAGCUGGAGGCGAUGGGAAUCAAGUUGCCUCAGGCGGCGGACAUUGUCCGGGAGACGCAGGGACCGUUUGCAAAAGGUCAGAGGCGAAGGUAUACCACGGCCAGCCAUCUUUGGCCUCUCCCCCGCCCUUUUGCCCCUUCGCAACGGCGCUCCAUGUCUGCUCGGCCCGUCGCCUCCCCUCAGAUUAUCCGAACCAAAAAGACUCUGGCGUCUCUUCUGACCCAGGCUCAAUCGGGCGAGCCCAUCACCUGUCUAACAGCGUACGACUACCCCACCGCCCUCCUAUCUGAGACAUGCGACCUCGACAUGUGUCUUGUCGGCGACUCUCUCUCCCAAGUAUCUCUCGGACAUGAAACGACCACAUCCGUCACUCUCGACGACAUCAUCCACCACGCCCGCGCCGUCGUCCGCGGAGCUAAAUCACCUUUCGUCUUUGCCGACAUGCCCUUCGGUUCCUUCGAAGCCUCUAUGGAGGAAGGCGUCCGGAAUGCUUUGCGUAUGAUCAAGGAAGGAGGCGUGGACGGUAUCAAGAUUGAAGGCGGUCUCGAGAUUGUCCCCCUCGUCCAGCGAUUGACGUCAAUCGGUAUCCCCGUCAUGCCUCAUAUCGGUCUCCAGCCCCAAAGAGCUGUCUCCCUCUCUGGCUAUCUUGUCCAAGGCCGCACUGCUGCGUCUGCUUACGAGACGAUUCAGACAGCGCGUGCUCUGGCAGAUGCGGGAGCAUUUGCUUUCCUGUUGGAGGCCAUGCCGAGGGAUCUGGGCAAGUUGAUCACAGAGGAGAUGGUGAAACGAGGGGUAUUUACUAUCGGAAUCGGGGCCGGGAAGGGGACGAGCGGUCAAGUCUUGGUGGUCACCGAUGUUCUUGGCAUCUACGCCGACGAUCCUUUGGACUCUACACCUGCAGUGUCGCCGGAAACGACCACCGUACCAGCGUCUGCAGCAGAAAUGGUCAAGCCUGCCUUUGCGCCGCGGUUCGUCAGGCAGUUCGGUAAUCUUGGGGCAGAGAUGCGGAGGGCAGUGAGAGGGUAUGUGGCUAGCGUGCGUGAUGGGAGCUUUCCGUCGACCAAGGAAAGCUAUGGGAUGAAGAAGGAGGAGUGGGAAGGGUUGUUGAGGUUGUUGGAUAUAGAGAAGGCGGAGAGGUGA